AUGCCCAAUAUGGUGUUUAUUGGAGGGAUCAACUGUGCAAAGAAAUCUCCCCUGUCUGCGGAUUUGGAGGAGUUUGUGGAGGGAUCCGGAGAACAUGGCAUCAUUGUGUUUACUCUCGGCUCGAUGGUGUCCAACAUGCCUUUGGAAAUAGCAAAACUCUUCUUUGAGGCUUUUGGGCAAGUCCCACAAAGGGUUUUGUGGAGAUAUGAUGGAGAAAUACCAGCUGAUGCCCCUAAGAAUGUGAUGCCGUUGAAAUGGCUGCCGCAAAAUGACUUGCUAGCCCAUCCCAAAGCACGACUCUUCAUGACCCACGGUGGCAUCCAUGGCACGUACGAGGGCAUCUGCAACGGCGUGCCCAUGCUCAUGUUCCCUCUGUUUGGAGACCAGCAGGACAACGUGCAUCGCAUGGUGGCCAAAGGGGUGGCAGAACAGCUCCUCAUCUAUGACCUGAGCACUGAAAGUCUGGUCACUGCACUCAAGAAGAUUCUCAAUGACAAGAGAUACCAGGAGAACAUGCAAACAUUAUCCAGCUUGCACAACGACCGCCCUGUGCCUCCUCUGGACUUGGCCGUGUUCUGGACUGAGUUUGUUCUGAGGCACAAAGGAGCCGAUCACCUCCGAGUGGCAGCACACAACCUCAACUGGAUCCAGUACUUUUGCCUGGACGUUCUGGGGCAGAGCAUGUUGGUUAUCCUGACUUCUGCAACAAUGGCUUCUUACUGCUUUGCCAUCAUCCUGUGCCUGAUCCCGCUCUCUGCGGGAGGUAACAGUGAAGUCGUUGGAGGGAAAAUUACAAAGCCUCACACAAGAAAAUACAUGGCCUCACUCCAGUUUUACGGGCAUCACAUCUGUGGUGGUUUUCUGAUCCAAGAAGACUUUGUGUUAACCGCAGCACACUGUACAUCAGUAACACCAAUGACGGUUGUUCUGGGAGCCCAUAACAUUACUAACAAGAAGGAGAGAAGUCAGCAGAGUAUUCAGGUGGACGAAUACAUCCAACAUCCGCAUUAUAGUGGGGGAUUUGAAUUUGAUAUAAUGCUUCUGAAGCUAAAGAAAAAAGCUAAACUUAAUGAGUUUGUACAAACUAUUGCUCUACCAAAAAAAGAUAAAAUUACAACUGCCCUCAAAGAAUGCUCAGUGCCUGGCUGGGGCAAAAUGCACCCCAGUGAAGGCAGCCCUGCUUCUGGUGUGCUCCGAGAAGCCGAGGAGACGAUUCAGUUCAACUUUGAAUGUAAAAAUAUCUGGCAACAGUUCUUCAACUCACAGCACAUGAUCUGCACCAAAUUCAACGAGACUGGAGGAAGCCUGUGCAAUGGUGAUUCUGGAGGACCUCUGAUUUGCAAAAACAAGCCUCUGGGAAUUACAGCUUUUACAAAACUGGGUAACUGCAAUGAUCAAAAGUAUCCUCAUGUCUUCACUAAGAUUUCCAGUUUCCUCCCGUGGAUUAAAAAAGUCACAGGAGGCCGGAGUGAAGAAAGCAAGACUAUGCCGAGAUAA
Knipowitschia caucasica is the source of this 1497-nucleotide messenger RNA. The record is from the annotation of a GenBank genome assembly. NCBI's taxonomy places the organism in Eukaryota, Metazoa, Chordata, Actinopteri, Gobiiformes, Gobiidae.